Tetrahymena thermophila SB210 is the source of this 1122-nucleotide messenger RNA. Its product is annotated as actin. The transcript is spliced from 2 exons. The record is from RefSeq and is a predicted model, not a curated record. Lineage: Eukaryota; Ciliophora; Oligohymenophorea; Hymenostomatida; Tetrahymenidae.
AUGUCUGAAACUUCUCCUGCUGUAGUUAUUGAUAAUGGAUCUGGAAGAUGCAAAGCUGGUAUAGCUGGCGAUGAUGCUCCUAGAACUGAUUUUCCUUCAAUAGUUGGUAGACCAAAAUAUUUAAAUACAACUUUUGAAUAAAAGGAAAUCUACAUUGGAGAUGAAGCUUUAGCUAAAAAAGGUGUAUUGAAUUUAUAAUAUCCUAUUGAGCAUGGUGUAGUUACUAACUACGAUGAUAUGGAAUAAAUAUGGCAACAUUGUUUCUAUAAUGAACUAAGAAUUGAUCCAUCCGAACAUCCAUGCAUGUUGACUGAAGCUCCCAUGAAUCCUAAGUAAAACAGAGAAAAAAUGGCAAGGACUAUGUUUGAAACAUUCAAUGUCCCUUCAUUUUAUGUAUAAAUUUAAGCUGUCUUAUCUUUGUAUUCUGCUGGUAGAGUUACAGGUAUUGUUGUAGAUUCUGGUGACGGUGUUACCCAUACAGUUCCUAUAUUUGAAGGAUUUGCAUUACCUCAUGCUAUAAAAAAAAAUGAGUUAGCUGGUAGAGAUCUUACUGAAUACUUAAUGAAACUGAUGUAUGAAGUUGGUUUGAAUUUUUAUUCUUCAGCUGAGAGGGAAAUAAUAAGAGACAUUAAAGAAAAAUGUUGUUAUGUAGCACUCGAUUAUGAAGCAGAAUUAAAGGCUUACUAAAAUAAUUCUUCUAAACAUAAAUAAUAUGAAUUACCUGAUGGAAAUAUGGUCACAGUUUAGGAUUAAAGAUUUAGAGUCCCUGAGUUACUUUUCAAACCUCACUUUAUUGGUAAAGAAUAUAAAGGAAUAAGUGAACUAGCAUUUGACUCCAUUAUGAGCUGUGAUAUCGAUGUUAGAAGAGAUCUUUAUGAAAAUAUUGUUUUAUCUGGAGGUACAACUAUGUUUGAUGGUAUAGCAGAAAGAAUAUCCAAGGAUAUUAGUGCUCUUGCUCCACCUGGUAUUAAAGUUAGAGUAGUAGCUCCACCAGAAAGAAAAUACUCAGUUUUUAUUGGUGGAUCAAUCUUAUCAUCCCUUUCAUCUUUCUAAUCUUCUUGGGUUACUAGGGCUGAAUAUGAUGAAGUAGGUCCAACAAUUGUUCACAGAAAAUGUUUUUGA